CAACCUAUCAACCAGGGCAGCCCGGGCGAGCCGCUGCCCCUCACCAGCGACAGAUGCAGCUUCGUCCCCCUCUUUGAGUGGACAUACAGCGAUAGGGCUGUGAUGAUGCGAAUAUGGCCUUGGCUGCACGGCAGUGUCGGUAUAUUAGCCAUGGUCGCCGCCGCCAGUGCUGAACCAUUUCCAGGAGGCGUCCUUUAAAUCGGCCUCUAUGGACUCCUUUCCCCUGUGGCACACCUCCGUUACGGUACCAGCUGAGUCCUCCAUCAACCUUUUAGCCUCUCAACUGUUGCUAUUUGCGGUGUCUACAAUGGAUCGCAUAAGAGAUAUCAUCUUCACACCGCCACCAGUCGACAAGAAACCAAAGACCAGGAGAACAACUCUCAUGUCAAGAUGCCUCUGCUCAACUAUCUCUGCAUUUUGGGCUCAUGCCCAUCUUCUUGCUCAGACAGACAAGGCAUGGAUCUAUGUUGCCAACAUGCCACCAUUUCGCGUUACCAAGAUGUCGAGGAACACAAAGAGGAUAUUUAGAGAGUACAAAGUUCACUCCAAUGUUGAUGCAACAUUCAAGGCAAUGUCCAAACAUUUGACCAUGCAUGGCUUCGACGUUGAUCUUCCAUUUGUGCCUGAGUGUUCAGGUUUCUAUCCAAACAUUUCAUCCUCACCGUGCUCCGAGACGUUCAAGCAUUUGCACGGGUUUCCUGCUGACGCAAGCGGAUAUUUCAUGGAGUACAUUCGCCCUUUGAAUGAACACCAUACCAAGUAUCUCAUCAAACGAUACUUGACCCGUAGCGCCCAGGGCCAAGCUCUCAGUACCUGCCAGUCCAAACAUUUUCUCGCAAAGGUCUAUCUGGGAGAUACAAAACCACUGUCUGAUCCAUGGAACACUGACAUGCACGACCGGCCAGCUUAUCUGGACCACCUGCUCGCGGAGCGCGUCGAAGUAUCGUAUCUUGCUGCCUCUAUGGGUGCGACGCUCGCAAUACUUCACUGGAGCUGUGGCGUCGAUGCCCGAGGUGUUGAAUUUGUCCUGGGGAGAGACACCCGAGGCCACGUGCAGUUCUGGUUGAUUGAUUUUGCCGAUUGUGCGACUUUCCCCAAAACUCCCGAGGCAGUCGUCACGCAACUUGUAGAUGCGGUGAUGGAGAAUGAGCCGUUCUGGCCACGCUUUAUAAACAUCCAAGCCCUGAGAAAGAUCUGGGCAUGUUUCAGAGACGCUUACCUAGAAAUGAGCGAUUUUAUCAUGACUGACGCAAUGAUUGAUUACGACAAUGAUGCUGUGAGAGCAUUGCCAUACUUAUUCAUGAUGGAGUUGGAAAAAAUAAGAGGUUCAGGUCAACUUCUGGCAUAGCAUCUGGGUUCUGCCUU
Trichoderma harzianum CBS 226.95 is the source of this 1365-nucleotide messenger RNA. RefSeq lists its product as hypothetical. The record is from RefSeq and is a predicted model, not a curated record. The transcript is spliced from 3 exons. Bases 209 to 1348 code for a protein of 379 amino acids. Lineage: Eukaryota; Fungi; Ascomycota; Sordariomycetes; Hypocreales; Hypocreaceae.